UGCGUCAUCGGCACUUUGUCAAGUCACAGAUCACGAUGGCUGAUGUGGAACUGCCAUGAAACUUGCAACAACCGAUUUCAUCCAAAGUGACUCGGUUCUUUUCAAUCUUGAGUCUGUUUGGGGGUGCUUGAGUCAGGGAUGCGGAGCCGCAGUGUGUGGAGUUGCGAUCGGUGCUGCAAUUAAUCGGAAGUUGAGUUAUUCUUUAUCUCGCAACUGGAGGCGGGUUUAUGGUGCUAUGGGUGUAUAUCGACUCGGAGCGGGUUUGUGGAAAGAGUGUGCUGCAGCACAAAGUUCCUGAGAAUUGACGGGUUCAUGAGAAGUUCAGAAGUUUUUGGGAGUUAAUUGAGAUAAUCCAUAUUCUUCAAGAGAGUCAUGUACGAGGAAGAUCAUAUAGAGACAAAUUCGAAUUACCUUCCUGAAACCGUUUUACGACAUUCAGAACUGGAGAAUCUCACAGACGACAAGGAAAAUAACACGUUGACUCUGGUGGUACUUUUAACCUAGGAAUACCACAGAGCUGGGGACGUAAUAUUUGUAUAGAGCGAGAAAAAUUAACGUUAAUGGGAUCAAGGGUCAAGUGCUGUUAUGCAGGUAACUUUUUGAAAACAGUCAAAUGCUGGAGGAUGGCUAGAGGUGGGGAUUUGACAAAAAAUGCUUUUAAUUCAUCUGAAUUAGAUGUCUCCAACGCAUUCUCCAGCAAUUCUCGACGCUUUCUAACAACUUUCACUAAGAGUUACGAGUCAGACACGGGCGCACAGUUCUCCAAUGCGAAGGUAUCAAGUCUUCCGAAGUAUGUGAAAAUUGUAGAAGUGGGGCCUCGGGACGGGUUGCAGAAUGAAAAGGGGAUUAUUCUUACUUCUGUGAAGAUUCAGCUCAUUCAACGCCUUGUUGCCGCUGGUCUACCUGUUGUCGAGGCCACAAGCUUUGUAUCACCCAAGUGGGUGCCUCAGUUAGCAGAUGCUAAGGAUGUGAUGGCUGGUGUCCGGAAUUUGGAACAAACCAGAUUGCCUGUUUUGGUACCGAACUUAAAGGGUUUCAAGGCAGCAAUUGAGGCGGGGGCACGGGAGGUGGCAAUUUUUGCUGCUGCUUCGGAGUCAUUUGCCAAAGCCAAUACUAACUGCACCGUCGAGGAAAGCAUCAAUCGUUUUCGAGAAGUGUGCGAUGCAGCCAAGAAGCAAAAUAUUUCUGUACGAGGGUAUGUUUCGUGCGUUGUGGGUUGCCCGAUUGAAGGUCCUAUUUCUCCCGACAAAGUAGCCCAUGUGGCGAAGGAGCUUUUGCAGUUGGGCUGCUAUGAAAUUUCAUUGGGUGACACAAUUGGAAUUGGCAACCCUGGAACGGUGAGGCGGAUGCUUCAGGCAGUGAUGCAAGAAGUUCCUGCAUCCAAAUUGGGAGUGCAUUUUCACAAUACCUAUGGACAAGCCCUAGUCAACAUAGUUGUUGCUCUUCAGAUGGGUAUCAAUGUGGUGGAUUCCUCAGUAGCAGGCUUGGGUGGCUGUCCCUAUGCUAAAGGUGCUACAGGCAACGUUGCUACCGAAGAAGUACUUUAUCUACUAGAGGGUCUUGGAAUCAAGACAGGUGUUGAUCUAGCUCAAGUAGAGGAAACUGGGAAAUUUAUUUGUGAACAUAUUGGCCGCGCUUCAGGGGUUAAAGUCGGAAGGUCUAUGAGUAGAACAAAGGGAAUGUCUAAACUUUAGUCAAUCCUAAGUGGUAUGAAUUGGCAAACCGGUUGAAUGAAUCUUGAUAAAGUGCAGCUCUUAUUCAGGCUGAGGAAUUUGGUUGGAGUGAUUAGGUUGGACGAACUUCAUGCCCCCAUAUUGGGCCAUGAACGGGCAGCAUUGAUGCAGGAGGAAAACCGCAGUUAGUGUAAAAUCUAAGGAGCUAAACGCCUAAGUUAUUCUUCAAAUUUGAAAAUUUACGAGGAAAAUGCCAAACUCAUAAUUUAAGAUUGUCUA
Molecule: messenger RNA, 1952 nt
Organism: Physcomitrium patens
Lineage: Eukaryota; Viridiplantae; Streptophyta; Bryopsida; Funariales; Funariaceae
Biological process (GO): L-leucine catabolic process; ketone body biosynthetic process
Molecular function (GO): hydroxymethylglutaryl-CoA lyase activity
Source: RefSeq, a predicted model, not a curated record